Molecule: messenger RNA, 1831 nt
Organism: Olea europaea var. sylvestris
Lineage: Eukaryota; Viridiplantae; Streptophyta; Magnoliopsida; Lamiales; Oleaceae
Product: guanosine nucleotide diphosphate dissociation inhibitor 2-like
Exons: 12
Coding region: 208-1581 (457 amino acids)
Biological process (GO): protein transport; small GTPase-mediated signal transduction; vesicle-mediated transport
Cellular component (GO): cytoplasm
Molecular function (GO): Rab GDP-dissociation inhibitor activity
Source: RefSeq, a predicted model, not a curated record
UCUUACUCGCGAUAAAGCUUCUCUUUUACAUUGCCCUUUCCCCUGCGCAAAUCUCAUAUAUAAAUCUAUAUUCAUUAGCAUUGCACCCGCAUUUCUUACUUUGUGAUUCUGGAAACCCUAGUUAUUUUUCUGCUCUCUUUCUUUUUCUAACCUAGAUCGAAAUCAGUCGAUUUUAGCUGCAGAAUCUGUGAUCAGUGAAAGGGAUAAAUGGAUGAAGAGUACGAUGUGAUAGUGCUCGGGACCGGUCUCAAGGAGUGUAUUCUCAGCGGUCUCCUCUCUGUUGAUGGUCUUAAGGUUAAUUUCUUUAUUUUUGUUUUUGUUUUCGUUUUUUUUUUGUUUUUUGAGAAAUCAAAUGUUCGGAGAUCAUUUCUUUUGAUGGAAAUUAUUAUUCCACAGCUCUGGAAGAGGUUUAGAGGAAGUGAUAAGCCUCCGGCUCACUUGGGUUCUAGUAGAGAUUAUAACGUCGACAUGAUUCCAAAGUUUAUUAUGGCAAAUGGUGCUCUAGUUCGAGUCCUCAUUCAUACUGAUGUUACUAAAUAUUUGUAUUUCAAAGCCGUUGAUGGCAGCUUUGUCUACAACAAGGGAAAGAUUCACAAAGUGCCAGCGACUGACAUGGAGGCCCUGAAAUCUCCUCUCAUGGGUAUUUUUGAAAAGCGUCGUGCUCGAAAAUUCUUCAUAUAUGUCCAAGACUACAAUGAAGAUGAUCCUAAAACACAUGAAGGGAUGGAUUUGACAAGAGUCACGACUAGAGAGCUCAUUGCAAAGUAUGGCCUUGAUGACAACACUGUGGACUUCAUUGGCCAUGCAUUGGCUCUCCACAGAGAUGACCGCUACUUACAUGAACCAGCCCUAGAUACUGUGAAGAGGAUAAAGCUUUACUCUGAGUCUCUAGCACGCUUUGCUGGAGGAUCGCCAUACAUCUAUCCUUUAUAUGGCCUAGGAGAGCUUCCCCAGGCAUUUGCUCGUCUUAGUGCUGUGUAUGGUGGGACCUACAUGUUGAAUAAGCCUGAGUGCAAGGUAGAGUUUGACGAGGAAGGAAAGGUGAUUGGUGUGACAUCAGAGGGGGAAACUGCUAAGUGCAAGAAAGUUGUAUGUGAUCCUUCCUACCUGCCUAACAAGGUUAGGAAGGUUGGCAAAGUUGCAAGGGCCAUUGCAAUCAUGAGCCACCCGAUUCAAAAUACCAACGAUUCUCACUCAGCCCAGGUUAUUCUGCCUCAGAAGCAGUUGGGUCGCAAAUCAGAUAUGUAUCUGUUUUGUUGCUCUUAUUCUCACAAUGUUGCUCCAAAAGGGAAAUUCAUUGCGUUUGUCUCGACAGAAGCAGAAACUGAUCACCCCGAGACUGAACUGAAGCCAGGAAUUGAUCUUCUUGGACCUGUUGAUGAAAUCUUCUUUGAGACUUAUGACAGAUAUGAACCAGUCAAUGAGCCCUCUCUGGACAAUUGCUUUAUAUCAACAAGUUACGAUGCGACAACUCACUUUGAGUCAACAGUGGUUGAUGUGCUGAAUAUGUAUACCCUCAUUACUGGAAAGGUUCUUGAUCUUAACGUGGAUUUAAGUGCUGCCAGUGCCGCAGAAGAGUGACGAAACCCAGCCUGUUUGUUCCUGAACUUUUAUGUAUUGUGUGCUGCCAAAUUCUCAAGGAUGAACAAGCAAAAGCUCGUGAUAGAAUUUGUCUCGUAAAACUGGUGUCAAAGAUAUGUUUGUUGCUUAAUGGUUGUUGGAAUCUCGUGCUUCCCUAGGAAUAAUUUCUAAUAUAUAAGAUAACAAACUAUCCUGGAAAGUUGAAACAUUUCUCUUAAUUUCAAAGUGCUAUUUACUGUAUUUGUGUUAA